This is a messenger RNA of Zophobas morio, 1449 nucleotides long. RefSeq lists its product as uncharacterized. The transcript is spliced from 6 exons. Gene Ontology annotation, cellular component: membrane. NCBI's taxonomy places the organism in Eukaryota, Metazoa, Arthropoda, Insecta, Coleoptera, Tenebrionidae. The record is from RefSeq and is a predicted model, not a curated record. Bases 219 to 1151 code for a protein of 310 amino acids. Gene Ontology annotation, molecular function: phosphatidylinositol bisphosphate binding.
CACGACGAUUGCAAUGACGCAAACUGUAGCGAUGGGCGAAGCAAAAAUAUAAUGCGCGCUACUGCAUCAAUGUGCUUAAAGUCUCAUCGACUAAAAGUAAAUGGCACCAGUUAACAUCAUAUUAUUAAGCUAACUGCGUAUUGAUAAAGUGCAUAAUAAUUCUAAUGAACUAGUCAUUUUGAAGAGAAACAACAACGCAACAUUUUGUGCAUCGUAUUAUGGAAAGUUCAACUCACUUAUUUGAAGUUGGUGACAAUAUUUUGGAGCUUGUACUAAAUUUGUUAAAUUAUUCAUCCAUAAACUCUUUUAACGAGGAUGUUGGCAAAAUUAGAGAAUGGAUGAUGAAACAACCACAUUUUCCAGAAGUAAUGGCCGACAAAAAAAUUGAAAACUUUCUUAUUUUAAACAAAGGCAGCGUCGAAAGAUGUAAGGAAAAAAUAGAAAACUACUACAGCGUAAGAACCCACUUAACUGAAAUAUUUGAAAAUAUUAAUCCCAAAUUACCUUACAUGGAAUAUACCUUGAAGGCAAUGUAUAUGGUUCCUCUUCCAAAACUUACAAAGGACAAUUACAGAGUAUUUUACCAUAAAAUACGCGAUGCACACUUAGCGGCAAACUUUGAUUAUAACUACGCUGUCCGUCUUGUGGUAAAUAUACAAGAACUUCGUUUGACUGAAGAUGUUGCUUAUGGCGAUGUCUUUAUAAUAGACGGUCAAAAUACUCCCCCAAGUCUUGUGUUCAAAGUUAAACUAACAACUCUAUACAACGCAUUAGUAGUUAUAUACAAGAGGGUUUUCUCGAAUCGAAUGAAAGCACUUUAUCUAAUUAACGCUCCUUCUUCUAUAGAAUGGAUUCUAAAUGUUAUUAAGAGCGUUAUAAAACCUAAGCUAUUCGAGCGAAUACAUGUAUGUGAAAAUUGGAAUACUGUCUCUGAACAGAUAGGCGAGGAAAUUCUACCGAGAGACUGUGGAGGUAAAGAAAAAUCUUUGGAAAAAUUACAAGAUAUCCUCCGACAAGAAUUUAAAAGACGCCAGGAGUACUUUGAUCAACUAGAUGAACUUCGUCUUAAUGAAGAACUGAGACCUCAAAAGCUUAAAGAUGGUGACAUGUUCGGGUUUUCCGGAAAUUUUAAAAAAUUAGAAAUUGAUUAAAUUAAUAUUUGCCACACAUUUUAACGUAUUAGUAGAUUGUUUUAGUUUCAGAUAAUGUACGAAUCAUGAUGGUAUUUUAAAUAUUUGUGUAUAAUUUAGGACUGAAAUUAUAUUCCAACGUUACGUUAGUUGCACAGACCACAAAAUAAAAUUCGAGGUUAAUCGGACCCAUUACACCUGUUAAUACUAUUAGCAUAUUUUAGAAAACAAUACUUAAAAUUCAAUCUAAUCAUGCAUAAUCUACACUUUUUUUUACAAUUUAGAAACUGUAAAAACAAAUUAAUAAUGUUGAUUUUAU